AGUCCAGGCAGCCGCGUUUGCAGGAAGCGCCACAGACGAGAAAGAGGAGACGCGGCAGGCGGAGCGCACGCCCGGCAAAGAUCUUCUCGUCAUGGCUCAGCCAGCGCGACCGAAGCGCAUCUUGGUGACCGGUGGCUCGGGGCUGGUGGGCAAGGCCAUCGCAAAGUUGGUAGCCGAGGGAGAAGGGUGGCCGGACGAGGAGUGGAUCUUCGUGUCCUCCAAGGAUGCCGACUUGACGGAUGCCGCUGCGACUGCAGCCCUUUUUGAGAAGCACCGGCCGACUCACGUCAUUCACCUGGCAGCCAUGGUGGGGGGCCUUUUCCGGAACAUCAAGUACAACCUGGAUUUCUGGCGGAAGAACAUGCAUAUCAAUGACAACGUCCUGCACUCGGCGUACAAAUCUGGUGUCCAGAAGGUGGUCUCCUGCCUCUCCACUUGCAUAUUCCCCGACAAGACUACCUACCCGAUCGACGAGACCAUGAUCCACAACGGUCCCCCGCACAGCUCCAACUUUGGGUAUUCCUACGCAAAGAGGAUGAUAGAUGUUCAGAACAGGGGGUAUUUCGAGCAGCACGGGAGCCACUUCACCGCCGUCAUUCCCACCAACGUCUUCGGUCCGCAUGACAACUACAACAUUGAGGAUGGGCACGUCCUGCCGGGCCUCAUCCACAAAGUGUACUUGGCCAAAGAAAACGGUACGGCUCUCACUGUCUGGGGGACAGGGAAACCCAGGAGGCAGUUCAUCUACUCUCUGGACUUGGCGCGGCUGUUCCUCUGGGUCCUGAGGGAGUAUGACGAAGUGGAGCCCAUCAUCUUGUCGGUCGGAGAAGAAGACGAAGUCUCUAUUCGGGAAGCGGCCGAGUGUGUGGCGAGAGCAAUGGACUUCAAGGGAGAGCUCCUUUUUGAUACAACAAAGUCGGAUGGGCAGUUCAAGAAAACAGCCAGCAACAGCAAGCUGAAGAGAUACCUCCCCGAUUUCCAGUUUACACCGUUUGAGCGAGCCGUGAAGGAAACGUGUGACUGGUUUUGCGCCAACUACGCCAUUGCCAGGAAAUGAACCAGGGUGGCCAAACAGCGCUGCUGUCUGCAAUUUUUGCAUCAAACUCAGGUGUUGUUGUUUUUUGCUGGAAUAGAGAACAAAAGGGGCCGUCUAGGGUGCCGGGAUAGUGUACAAGCCACGCUUUCUCCGACUUUGGGGUGAUAGUUCAGUUUAGCUCUUUAAAGAUGGCACAGCUCGCUUAUUUAUGAAGCAAUACUCAGCAGAAUUGGUGGACGGAGGGGGCUUUUGGUGGUGGCAUUCGCAUUUUUAAAGAGCAGCUUUCAGCACUCUAGACGGCUGGUGGAGAUCUUGUUCACAACCAUUGGCCUCUGUGACCUGCCCUGUUGCACCAGAGCCCUUUCUUGGAGCAGAGCGCUGUCAACUGUACCCAGGUCACCUUGCGUUUUGGGCAAGAGACCCCGUUUCCCGCGGCCAAAGAUGAUGCGGCUGUGGGAACCCUUUCAGUCUAGGAAGAAGUAGUGACCGGGAGUACAAGCC
Zootoca vivipara (common lizard) is the source of this 1537-nucleotide messenger RNA. It is a transcript of the gene GFUS, whose product is annotated as GDP-L-fucose synthase. Gene Ontology annotation, biological process: nucleotide-sugar biosynthetic process. The record is from RefSeq and is a predicted model, not a curated record. Lineage: Eukaryota; Metazoa; Chordata; Lepidosauria; Squamata; Lacertidae. Gene Ontology annotation, molecular function: GDP-L-fucose synthase activity.